CUCUCUCUCUUCUUUCACAGUCUUUCACUUUUUUAGCAACCUCCUCGCCAGUUCACUGUACAAGAAGGCUAGAAAGUUCGUCGUUUUUCAGCCGGAGCUGCGCCAUUGUCGCCGGAGAGAAGCUUUUCCUGCUUUAGAUUCCCCAAAAAUGGAGACUUUCCGCAUCUGAAGUCUGCAAAACCGGCGAGUGAGUUUGGAAGAUGUAUAAGGCGGUGAUUUUCUCAGUCCUGUUGCUGUCGGUGACGCUCUGUCUUGUUCCGGUGAGAUCUUUGGACCCGCCAUUGAACGACGAUGUCUUGGGGCUGAUUGUCUUUAAAGCUGACCUGCGAGAUCCGGAGCAGAAGCUCGCCUCUUGGAACGAGGAUGACUACAGUCCCUGCAACUGGGUUGGUCUGAAAUGCAAUCCGAGAACGAAUCGAGUCACGGAGCUUAACCUAGAUGGGUUCUCCCUGUCGGGUCGGAUUGGUCGUGGGCUACUGCAGCUUCAGUUCCUUCGUAAGCUGUCGUUAUCCAACAACAAUCUCACAGGAAACAUCAACCCUAACCUGCUGAGUCUCCAGGACCUUAAAAUUGUCGAUCUGAGCAACAAUGGUUUGUCGGGUUCGAUUCCCGAUGGGUUUUUCCGGCAAUGUGGGUCGUUAAGAGCUAUUUCCUUGGCGAACAACAAUUUAUCCGGCAAGAUACCGGUCAGUAUAAGCUCUUGCUCGUCUCUUGCUGCUUUGAACUUGUCCUCGAAUCAUUUGUCGGGUUCGCUGCCUUCUGGGAUUUGGUCAUUGAACACUCUCAGAUCGCUUGAUUUGUCGGGUAAUGGGUUAGAGGGAGAGAUUCCAGAAGGGAUAGACAGCUUGAACAACUUGCGUGUGCUUGAUUUGAGUAGGAAUCGAUUUUCGGGUCUUGUUCCGAGCGAAAUUGGGAACUGCUUGCUGCUAAAGUACGUCGAUCUUAGUGAAAAUUCUCUGUCGGGGAACUUGCCAGAUUCAUUGCAGAAGCUAAAUCUGUGUUAUUUUCUGGAUUUGGGAAAGAACGCAUUAGAAGGGGAUGUUCCCAAGUGGAUUGGAGAAAUGAGGAGCCUUGAGACUUUGGAUUUUUCCAUGAAUAAGUUUUCAGGGCAGAUUCCAGAUUCCAUUGGGAACCUUCUGUCGUUGAAGACACUGAAUCUUUCUGCAAAUGGGUUUACCGGUGGCUUGCCGGACCCGCUAGCUCACUGUGUAAACCUCUUGGCCUUAGAUUUUAGCCAGAAUUCAUUGUCAGGAAAUCUGCCCGUUUGGAUAUUUCAAGGUGGUUCUCAUGAGGUUUCUAGUUUGAAGAAUGGUAAUUCCACAGGAAGCAUUAAGAACAUUCAAGUGUUGGAUUUGUCAGACAAUUCUAUAUCUGGAGAGCUUGCGAGCGGAGUAGGAGAUCUUGCAGAUCUGCAGGUCUUGAAUCUCUCGAGAAAUUCUCUUGCUGGGCCGAUCCCGAGUGCCAUAGGGGAAUUGAAGAACUUGGACGUUCUUGAUUUAAGUCACAAUCAGCUUAACGGCAGCAUUCCUCAAGACAUCGGUGGAGCUGUUUCGUUGGAGGAGCUGAGACUGGAAAGCAACCUGUUAGAGGGAAGAAUCCCGUCUUCGAUCAAGAAUUGCAGUUCUCUUCGAUCUCUGAUCCUUUCACAGAACAAUUUGCUAGGUCCAGUUCCACCGGAAAUCGCAAAACUCUCAAAUCUGAGAGAUGUGGACUUAUCGUUCAAUGAUCUAACCGGAACACUUCCUAAGCAGUUGGCUAAUCUUGGAAAUCUUCACACCUUCAACAUAUCUCAUAACCAGAUUUGUGGUGAACUGCCUACCGGUGGAAUCUUCAACACCAUAUCUCCUUAUUCGGUAUCAGGCAAUCCAGCACUAUGCGGAGCCGUCGUCAAUAAGUCUUGCCCUGCUGUCCUGCCGAAGCCAAUUGUGCUGAACCCGAAUGCCACUUUCGAUCCUUCUUCAGGGGAGGCUUUACCUUCGGGUCCUGGCCACAAAAGGAUACUCCUCAGUAUAUCUUCUUUAAUUGCAAUCAGUGCUGCUGCAGCCAUUGUGGUCGGUGUAAUAGCCAUCACGGUCCUUAAUCUGCGGGUCCGUGCAUCUACCAUAACCCGGUCAGCUGCUCCACUCACGUUUUCGGGUGGUGAUGAAUUCAGUCAAUCACCCACUACUGACAGCAACUCGGGCAAACUUGUCAUGUUCUCUGGUGAACCAGAUUUCAGCACUGGAACGCAUGCUCUGCUUAACAAAGACUGUGAGCUCGGCCGAGGUGGGUUUGGAGCAGUUUACCGGACAGUUCUCCGGGAUGGUUGUCCUGUCGCUAUCAAGAAGCUUACUGUCUCGAGCCUUGUCAAGUCCCAGGAAGACUUUGAAAGGGAGGUCAAGAAACUCGGAAAACUCAGGCAUGCCAAUCUUGUGAACCUCGAAGGGUAUUACUGGACACCAUCGUUGCAGCUCAUGAUUUACGAGUUCCUGUCUGGUGGGAGUUUGUACAAACACCUGCACGAAGCAUCGGGAGGUAGCCUGCUUUCUUGGAACGAUCGGUUCAACAUAAUUCUCGGUACAGCGAAAUGCUUAGCCUACUUGCACCAAUCGAACGUAAUCCACUACAACAUCAAAUCGAGCAAUGUCUUGCUCGACAGCUCAGGUGAGGCUAAGGUCGGAGACUACGGCUUGGCAAGGCUAUUGCCAAUGCUUGACCGGUACGUACUGAGCAGCAAGAUUCAGAGUGCUCUCGGCUAUAUGGCUCCGGAGUUUGCCUGUAAAACAGUGAAGAUAACGGAGAAAUGCGACGUCUAUGGAUUCGGAGUGUUGGUUCUCGAGAUUGUGACCGGUAAGAGGCCAGUGGAAUACAUGGAAGAUGACGUCGUGGUUCUAUGCGAUAUGGUGAGGGAGGCUCUUGAAGAUGGAAGGGCAGAAGAAUGCGUGGAUGCACGGUUGCAGGGUAAGUUUCCGACUGAAGAAGCGGUUCCCGUCAUCAAGCUGGGACUCAUCUGCACCUCUCAGGUGCCGUCGAGCCGGCCAGACAUGGGAGAGGUUGUCAACAUUCUGAAGAUGAUCAGAUGCCCGUCUGGUAGCUCGGACGAGUUGGGUUCGAGUUGAAAAAAAAAACAUAACUAACAUAUUCACAAGACUUGAGAGAGGAAAAAUGUCCGGCGAAGAGGAAUCCGGUUUGUUCAUUUGUUUUGUAAUCUCAUCUCCAUGUUUUUUUUUGUCUGUAAUGUUUUUUUGAUGUUAUGUUCUGUUUUUGAGUGUUUCUUGUAUUGACUGUGUCUGUAGCUUCUUCUUCUUCUUCUUCCUUCUCCUGUCUGGUUUAGGGUUUGCCGGAUUUGUCUUCUCCGGGUUCCAAAAUUUGGGACCCUUCUUAAUGAUCUUUUAAUCAUUUUCCGAGUAACCCAA
Molecule: messenger RNA, 3395 nt
Organism: Tarenaya hassleriana
Lineage: Eukaryota; Viridiplantae; Streptophyta; Magnoliopsida; Brassicales; Cleomaceae
Product: probable LRR receptor-like serine/threonine-protein kinase IRK
Exons: 3
Coding region: 201-3098 (965 amino acids)
Biological process (GO): hormone-mediated signaling pathway; protein phosphorylation
Cellular component (GO): plasma membrane
Molecular function (GO): protein binding; protein kinase activity; ATP binding
Source: RefSeq, a predicted model, not a curated record